AUGGCACCACUCCCGAGGGAUCGAGUUACCAAGGACGAACCUUUUUCAGUGGUGGGAGUUGAUUUUGCCGGGCCUCUCUACUACAAGGGUGCUACCACUGAUUGCAAGUCCUACAUAGUAGUGUUUACCUGCGCCAUCACGAGAGCUGUUCACUUGGAAAUCGUCACGGACCUGAGCACGGCGACAUUUCUGCUAGCUUUUCGGAGGUUCGUGUCAAGAAGGGGUGUCUGUCAUACAGUUUAUUCGGACAACGCCCUGACCUUCAAACGCGCAUCUAAAGAUCUUCGGCAGUUAUGGAGCUCACUUCGUAGCGAAGAAGCCAAAAAUUAUUUCUCCAGCAUUCGACUUCAUUGGAAAUUCAUUGUGGAAAAGGCUGCAUGGUGGGGAGGAUUCUACGAGAGAAUGGUGCGGUCGGUCAAGACAUCUCUUCGAAAGGUUCUUGGAAGGAGCAGUUUAACACUUCCUGAACUCACCACAGUGCUCACCGAAACUGAAGCGACUAUCAACUCCCGGCCGAUUACUUUCGUCUAUGCGGAAUCAGAGGAGCCGGAGCCAUUGACACCGUCGCACCUUUUAAUUGGAAAACGGCUGACUCGACUGCCACCCUUCGUCACUUCAGCGCAGUUGCCUACUGGAACUCAGCAGCGACUGCAGAGGGCAAUGCGGUACCGCGAGUCGCUACUGGAACGGUUUUGGCGACGGUGGCGGAGUGACUACUUACAGGAAGUACGGACUGCUCAUUGGCAACGCGUUUCAGGCUCAACUGGCUUACAGACCGACACGUUGGUUCUCCUGAAGGAAGAUAUGGUCCCUCGCGGCCUAUGGAAGAUCUGUCGAAUCGUAACGACGUUUCCAGGUAGAGACGGACAUGUCCGUUCAUGGGUCGUGCAACUUCCGACCGGUGGAACUUUAAGGCGUGCAAUACAGCACUUGUUCCCAUUGGAGAUCCAAGAAUGA
This is a messenger RNA of Ornithodoros turicata, 957 nucleotides long. RefSeq lists its product as uncharacterized. The record is from RefSeq and is a predicted model, not a curated record. The transcript has a single exon. Gene Ontology annotation, biological process: DNA integration. Gene Ontology annotation, molecular function: nucleic acid binding. The coding region runs from base 1 to 957 and encodes 318 amino acids. NCBI's taxonomy places the organism in Eukaryota, Metazoa, Arthropoda, Arachnida, Ixodida, Argasidae.